Molecule: messenger RNA, 1509 nt
Organism: Nothobranchius furzeri (turquoise killifish)
Lineage: Eukaryota; Metazoa; Chordata; Actinopteri; Cyprinodontiformes; Nothobranchiidae
Gene: sgca
Product: sarcoglycan, alpha
Cellular component (GO): membrane; sarcoglycan complex
Molecular function (GO): calcium ion binding
Source: RefSeq, a predicted model, not a curated record
UUACAGACACAAGCAGACAGACAGACCCUCUUCCAGGUGUUGUAAACAGUUAAAAAUAGUGCUGGUGUGUUUUAGUGCGACCAAGCCCCACUCCAGUUGCUUCUGUCAGUCACAGACCCAAACAAGAUGGCAGGCUUCGGAAGCUGGAUCUUUUUUUCCACAGUUGUUGCAGCUAGUUUGUUUGGGGCCAGUGCAGAGAUCAAAGUUACCAUUCCUGUGGGAAGACUCUUUACUUACGAGCUGAUGAGGGAAACGUUCCAGAAUGACUUCGAACCUUUGUUGAAACUCUACACUGGGCAAUUGUACGAUGAUCCCAUGAUUUUUAAAUGCAACAAGCAGGGUUUCCCUGACCUCCCAGAGUGGCUGCGUUUAGUCCAAAGACACCCCUUGGAUAAUGGCUUCCUGUAUGGCAUGCCAACAUCUCCAGGAAAAACUACAAUUGAGAUCUAUGCAAUCAACAAACGCAGUUAUGACACAGCCAGACAUACUCUUGUGAUCAAAGCUGUUGCAGAGAAGAUGCUGCCCUACCAGGCAGAGUUCUUCAUCCCACUGAGGGAGGUUGAAAAGGUGCUGCCCUCUAGUGUUCAGGAUGAGAUAAAGCAAGAUUUGCAGAAGUUGUGGAGCACAAAUGCCCUGGAAAUCGUCAACAUCACUAACGCCCUCGAUCGUGGGGGCAGAGUUCCCCUCCCACUUGCAGGGCACUUUGAGGGUGUGUAUGUGAAGGUGGGGUCGGAGAGGUAUUUCUCAAAGUGUCUGCAAAGGGUCUUGACAGUGGAGCACCAAAAGCAGUGUAAAGCAGAGGCCAAGGUUAAAGUGCCUGGAGGAUGCAGCUUCUGCAACAUUCCCAGCAACUGCAUCACCUGGUGCAAGACAGCACUGUUCGACCUGACCAAGAAGGAACCAGCACCACCUGCUCCUACAGUGGGUUCUGGGAUAUUAGAGGCUGGUGAAGACUUCGACCCACCAGAGUCUCCCCCCAGCAGAGACUUCUUCCCAGACUACAUCGUGACAGUAAUCGUGCCCCUGAUCCUCACCAUCGUUCUGUGCCUGCUGCUGGUGUACAUCAUGUUUGGAAGGCGUGAAGGAGUUGCAAAACGGAAUGCAAGAACAAACAACAUCCAGCUGUACCACCACCACACCAUUCACGGGAACGCCGAGGAGCUGAGGAGCAUGGCUGCCAACCGCAGUGCCUCCCCACCCCUGUCCACGCUGCCUAUGUUCAACAGCCGUACAGGAGAGAGGGCCUCGCCGCUGCAGUCUGACAGCAUCCCUCUGAUCAUGGCCCAGCAGGAUCCUUACAGCGACACCCUGCCCAGGUAAACCUGGCUUCUCCAUUACUGAUGACUCGGAUCAUUCUCAUCAACUCUGUAUUUACAGGAAGUGAACAACAAUGGAUAAAAUGGUUUUGAUGCAUUAAUCAUUUUGUUACAUUAUUGGCUUUAGUUUUGCAGUGGGGUGUUAUAUUUUAUCGUUCUUCUGACUAAGCUGAAAUAAAAUGCAGUUCAUGAA